UAACUGUGAUGUUCUACUGUCUCUGUGUGCUUGAUACUGUACAGAGAAAAUAACCCUGAUCACAGCUGAUACAGACUAAUGCUCAUCGCACUGCUUGAGUUAUUGACCUCAUCUCAACAAAACUUCUGCAACAAGAAUGGACCAUGACUGGCAUGGCAGCAAGAGAAGUGGUCACCGCAGUAAACACCAUGAUGAUGGUGAUGAGUCAGUCUACAUUGGUGUUCCGGUUCCACAGGGCUACAGAAGAAAGCGAAGACGUCACAGGCACACGUCACGGAAUUCCCAUGACCACGAUGGCCAGGACAGACACCACAAUCGUCAUGGUCACCUGGAUCGAGAGGAACCAUGUGACCCAGGUGAAGGGGACCAGGACUCCAACGAGCAGUUCUCUGACAUCAACUCCAACAUGUCCCCCGCAGCAGAGAGACUGCGGCACAUCCUCAGUGAGGAAGAUGAGCCCACACCCACACUCUUCACUGAGAUGGACACACUGCAGCAUGAGGAUGGAGAGAUGGAGUGGAAAGAGUCAGCCAGGUGGGUUAAGUUUGAAGAAAAGGUGGAGGAGGGUGGAGAGAGAUGGAGCAAGCCACAUGUGUCCACACUGUCUCUGCACAGUCUAUUUGAGCUGCGCACCUGCCUGCAGACGGGCUGCAUACUGCUGGACCUGGAGGGAUACUCACUGCCACAGAUAGUGGAUGACCUCAUAGAGAAGCAGAUACAGGAGGGUCUUGUAGCUCCAGAGAUCCGUGAGAAGAUCAGUUUUGUCCUCCUGCGGAAACACCGUCACCAGACCAAAAAGCCGAUCCACCGCUCGCUGGCCGACAUCGGCAAAUCCAGCCCAUCGAACCGCAGUCCGAGUCCCAGUCCUCGUGCUGGAUCUGGUUUCCACCGUUCCACUGAGGACCUGCGAGCUCGUCAGAGUGGUGGCCUCAGCAGAUUGCAUCCUUCUCAGUGCCGCAGCAUGAAUGAUAUUUCCGAUACACCGAGCACUGACCAGCUAAAGAAUAAAUUCAUGAAGAAGAUCCCCAGAGAUGCCGAGGCAUCUAAUGUGCUGAUUGGAGAGGUGGAUUUUUUAGAAAAGCCGUUCGUGGCCUUCAUCCGUCUGGCUCAAGCCACAACACUUGGAGGCCUUACUGAAGUCCCUGUGCCAACCAGGUUCCUCUUUGUGCUGCUUGGUCCCAAUGGCAAAACCAAGUCCUACAAUGAGAUCGGUCGUGCCAUGGCCACUCUCAUGGUUGACGAUCUGUUCAGUGAUGUGGCCUAUAAAGCCAGAGAUCGUGAAGACCUGAUUGCUGGUAUUGAUGAGUUUUUGGAUGAGGUCAUAGUUCUUCCACCAGGAGAGUGGGACCCCAAGAUCCGCAUCGAACCGCCAAAGAAACUGCCUUCAGUCGAAAUGAGGAAGUCAGUUUUUUCUCUAAAUGAACUUGGGCAGCCGAAUGGGAACGCAGGAGGAGGUGCAGCAUCUGCCGAAGAUGAGGAGAUGCCGGCUCCUCAUGAACUUGGAGAGGAGCUGAAGUUCACUGGCCGAUUUUGUGGAGGACUAUGGCUGGACAUCAAGCGGAAGAUGCCUUGGCUGCUCAGUGAUUUCUAUGAGGGCUUCCACAUCCAGUCUAUUUCCGCUGUGCUCUUCAUCUACCUGGGCUGCAUCACAAACGCCAUAACCUUUGGUGGACUUCUGGGGGACGCGACAGACAACUACCAAGGUGUGAUGGAAAGCUUUCUGGGCACGGCGUUGGCAGGUGCGGUCUUCUGCUUGUUUGGCGGUCAACCGCUCAUCAUUCUCAGCUCAACAGGACCCAUACUGAUCUUUGAGAAGCUGCUCUAUGAAUUCAGCAAGAACAAUGAAAUUGACUACAUGGAGCUUCGGCUUUGGAUCGGCUUACACUCAUGCCUGCAGUGUUUGAUCCUGGUGGCCACAGAUGCCAGCUACAUCAUCAAAUACAUGACACGCUUCACUGAAGAAGGCUUCUCCAGCUUGAUCUCCUUCAUCUUCAUUUCUGAUGCCCUCAAGAAGAUGGCGGGAUCCUUUAACUAUUACCCCAUCGAUCGAGACUUCAAACCAGAUUACAUCACUACCUACAGGUGUGACUGCCAGCCUCCAGGUCAAGGUCUUGAGAACAUCACUGAUUAUGCUUUGUUCAACUUCACGGCUCUGGACUGGAGUCAGCUGAAUAAGAAAGACUGUCUGAAGUUCGGUGGUUCCCUGGUGGGCAAAUCCUGCAAAUACGUGCCUGAUCUGGCACUCCUGUCUUUCAUCCUGUUCAUUGGCACUUACUCCAUGACCAUCUCACUUAAGAAGUUCAAGGCUAGCCGUUACUUCCCCACAAAGCUUCGGAAGCUCAUCAGUGAUUUUGCAAUCUUCACAUCAAUCAUGACAUUUGUUGGUCUUGAUAUGUUUAUGGGGCUUAAAACACCUAAACUGAUUGUGCCAACUGAAUUUAAGCCCACUCGGUCAGACCGUGGGUGGAUUGUCAUGCCUUCUGGGAAGAACCCCUGGUGGAUAUGUGUGGCAAGCUUUGUGCCCGCACUGCUGGUCACCAUCCUCAUUUUCAUGGAUCAGCAGAUCACUGCCGUCAUCGUCAACCGCAAAGAAAAUAAGCUAAAGAAAGGUUGUGGUUAUCACCUGGAUCUGUUCUGGGUGGGCAUCCUCAUGGCUGUUUGUUCCUUCAUGGGUUUACCCUGGUACGUGGCUGCUACCGUCAUUUCAAUCGCACACAUUGACUCUCUAAAGAUGGAAAGCGAGUCCAGCGCACCUGGUGAGCAGCCACAGUUCCUUGGUGUGCGGGAACAGAGGCUAACUGGUACAUUAGUGUUUGUCCUUACCGGAGUGUCAGUCUUUCUUGCACCAGUACUGCAGUACAUCCCAAUGCCUGUCUUGUAUGGUGUGUUCCUAUACAUGGGUGUCGCCUCUCUCCAUGGAAUUCAGUUUUGGGAAAGGAUAAAGCUGUAUCUGAUGCCAGCCAAACACCAGCCUGAUUUUGUGUUCCUGCGGCACGUACCCCUGCGCCGCGUGCACCUCUUCACACUGGUGCAGGUCACCUGUUUAGCCGUUCUCUGGAUCCUCAAGUCCACCAUGGCUGCAAUCAUUUUCCCAGUCAUGAUUCUUGGCCUAAUGGUUGUGAGGAAGAUGUUGGAUCUGGUCUUCUCCCAGCAUGAUCUGGCCUGGCUGGAUGAUAUCCUACCUGACAAGGACAAGAAGAAGAAAGAGGACGAGAAGAAAAAGAAAGAGAAGAAGAAAGCAAAAGCAGAGGAACACAACAACAGCGAUGAAGAGUGUUGCUGAGAAGGCACUGUAUAAAAUUUUACUAUUUUUUGUAUGUGUCUAUCCCUCAAUUUUAUUCUGUUGUGCAACACCUGCAUGGUCAAUUUAGUAGUUGUUUUGAGACAGAUGUGACAUUAGUCUUGGUUGUAGGGCUGGGUAAAUAUAUCGAUUUUCCGAUGCAUCACGAUCUUCAUUUGAAUGAUCUCGAUAUCGAUUCUUAAAUCCCAAUUUUGUAGUGGUUUAGCACUUGUUCUGCUACAUUGAUCAAUGUAAAAACAGUACUUGUUGGCCUGAGUAGCUCAGCGAGCAAAGAUGCUAACUACUACCCCUGGAGUCACGAGUUCAAAUCCAGGGCAUGCUGAGUGACUCCUAAGUCUCCUAAGCAACCAAACUGGCCCGGUUGCUAGGGAGGGUAGAGUCACAUGGGGUAACCUCCUCGUGUUCGCUAUAAUGUGGUUCGCUCUCGGUGGGGCGCGUGGUGAGUUGAGCGUGGAUGCCGUGGAGAAUGAAGCCUCCACACGUGCUAUGUCUCCGCGGUAGUGCGCUCAACAAAUCAUGUGAUAAAAUGCAUGGAUUGACGGUCUCAGACACGGAGGCAACUGAGAUUCGUCCUCCACCACCCGGAUUGAGGCGAGUCACUACGCCACCACGAGGACUUAGAGCGCAUUGGGAAUUGGGCAUUCCAAAUUGGGGAGAAAAGGGGAGAAAAUAAUAAUAAUUAAAAAAAUUAUAGUUAAAAAGUACUUAAAUAUUUAUCUUUUUCGUGCCAAAGUGAUCGUGUCGCUUUAGAGGACAUUCAUUUAACAGCUGGAGUCAUAUCGAUGACGUUUAUACUGACUGUCUGUGAUUUUUGGAGCUUCAAAUGAGAAAUCUCCAUUCACUUGCAUUUUAAGGACCUACUGAGCUAAGAUAUUUUUCUAUUUUUCUUCAAAUUUGUUCUGGUGAAGAAAGAAAGUCAUACACACCUGAGAUAUCAUCAGGGUGAGUAAAUAAUGAGAGAAUUUUCAUUUUUGGGUGAACUAUCCCUUUAAAUUAAGUGUUUUCAUUUUAGUUUUCAUUAACAACACUGAGAGCUUGUGAAUCAAAAUCGAAUUUGGAAAUCUCUGUCAAUACCCAGCCCUACUUUUUUUUGUCCUUCCCAUAUUGUACACACUGUAUGAUGUGUUUGCAUGAAAUAUUUGUUUAUCAAGCGUCCAAAAUUAAUGUUUCGACAGUUCGCCCCUGCUGGUAGUUGCCGUAACUACACCAUAUGUGGACAAAAAGCAUCUUUCUCCAUUGAUGGCCAUUCUAAAGUAGCCAUGUUCUGACUAUGUAAAUAAUGCGAAGUAGCCAGCAAUUAAAGAUAAUUUUGGACCCUGGUUACAUCCCUUUCCAAAAUGUACCUGCAUGCCAAUUGUUUGUUGCAAUGGUGUCUUUUCCCUCAGUCAAUGUGUCCCAAAGUAGCCUAUCUCUUUCCUCUGGAGCCGAUGAAUCCAUCCAUGCAGCCACAGUCUUCCCCAAACACCCCUAAUUCUGACCCCUCAGCCUCCAACUAAAAGAAGUAUCACCUAUAUUUUACCUGCAGUCAUGGUGGGGUUGAUGCAGACGACAGAUUCUGUGUUCUUACUGCAACCUGAAGUGUCUACCUGAAACCUAUAGUACUCCAAAAACAGUGGAUCCAAUAACAUUAACACUCAAUGAAACCGACACAAACCAUAUUUGUCCUCGCACUUACAGUGAGGUGUAAUCUGAGUCACAAGCACAGCAUCAUUUGCAGUUUUUCCAAACACACUAGACACACAGAUGUAUGAUAUUUUAUGUAUGUUACAAACGCAGUAACUGACGCACAUUUUCAAACCCACAUUGACCAUAUUGUGUGUGAGUCAGUCAAACCUUGGAUUUCUCUCAAGAUUCUUCAAGAUCUGUGCCAGUUUGGCAUAAGAGCUGCCAAGCUCACUCACAUAGAUCAUUUGCUGUGUGUCUGAGUUUACAAAAGAUUCAAUAAAUGAACAAAAAAGGUUCACAUACAGUAUGCGUGCUAUGGUUUAAACACAGUAAGAUUGAUUCAGUUGUUUUGGAAUCUGCUAAGUGAGGACCUGGAAAGAAAAAUCUUUUUUUUUUUUUUUUUUUUUUUUAAUCUAAAAAAAGUUGGUUUCAUUAUCAUACUGUAUAAAUAUAUUUGCACUGUAUGAUAUUAAAUAUGCAUUUCAUAGAAUCUAGUGUGACACAAGCACAAAUGAAUUGAAUUAUAGUUAGAAACAAUAAGUGUAUCUAGCUAGUGGAAUUUCUUUGAACUAAACUUUUAUUGAAUUUCAAUUUUAAAAAUAUCCCAGUUGGAUUUUCGAUAUAGAUUUUGAUUUAUUACUGUAGCAUUUUAUACUCAUAAAUCAGAUACAUUCAGAAAUGUUCAAAUGUUUUCAGACAGUCAUAAAGGAGUAUAUGUCGCUAUGUCCAUGAGAACAAUGCACGGGUUUUGUUUAAUUGAGAUUCUGUUUGUUCAUUUGUGUUCUGUUCAAAUAAAAAAGGAAA
Myxocyprinus asiaticus (Chinese sucker) is the source of this 5770-nucleotide messenger RNA. RefSeq names its product solute carrier family 4 member 5b (gene slc4a5b). The record is from RefSeq and is a predicted model, not a curated record. The coding region runs from base 137 to 3283 and encodes 1048 amino acids. Gene Ontology annotation, biological process: regulation of intracellular pH; transmembrane transport; monoatomic anion transport. NCBI's taxonomy places the organism in Eukaryota, Metazoa, Chordata, Actinopteri, Cypriniformes, Catostomidae. Gene Ontology annotation, cellular component: plasma membrane. Gene Ontology annotation, molecular function: solute:inorganic anion antiporter activity; monoatomic anion transmembrane transporter activity; sodium:bicarbonate symporter activity. The transcript has 26 exons.